ACAAGGAUAUAAGGGUUCAUAGCAUUAGCGUCGCGAGGUCAUUUUUCCGUUAGUUCUGCGCGUGCGCAGUUCUGUGUGUGAAGCGACAACAUGCGGUCGCAUAUUUUGAGAAUCGCGGUGUUCGCCAUUUCACUUACAGGUUAUUCGUACGGACAAAAUCCGCCAACAUUGUUGACCGUUGAUGAAGGUGCAAGUUUUCGUACUGCUGUACUGACGUUUACUAGUGAGGUAGAAAGAUGUUAUCUGGAAACUCCGAGCGGCUUAAAAGUUGAAUUUAAACCAAAUGACGAAUCAAAUGAUAAAUUUCAAUUAUUAGAAGACACAGACGCAACUCGAUGUCGAGUUAAUGUGAACAACAUCGACGUGAAUGAUAACGGCUUGUGGACUCUUUAUUCAGAAUUGUCUUCUGAAACUAUUCGGUCACAGUCGUACAAUGUAACUGUGAAUCCAACAUCAGACAAUACUGCAGAUGAUGAUGAUGAUGAUGAUGUUGAUAGCGAUACUGCAGAUAUAGAAGAUUUUGAAAACCAGUACUUUGAUACUAAAAUAGGGGCCAGUCACACAGUUUUCAUUAAUGACUAUGCCUUUGUAACCAGUGAGAGAUGUAUCAUAAUAACACCUUCGGGUACACAGUACAACCUCCAAGAAUUGAAUAUAGAUGGCAUUGAAGCUAUCAAUCACCCAGACGCUACAUGUGCUAUAAGAAUUUCCGUCAAUUCCGAAGAUAUGGUUGGAAAUUGGUCGCUGUUAGCUGAAGGUUCAAGACUCUCUCAGAAUAUUAUAAGAAGAUUACCAUUUACAAUCCAUGUCGAAGAAUUCGUUGAUGCCUCUGUAAGUGAAGUUAUUGUAGUUGAAGGCAAUGAUUUCUACGCUCGAUUGAAGAAUUCUAUAGCUAUUUAUGAUACUUGCAGACUUCUGGGACCUGAUGGAAAUGAAUAUAAUGAAUUUGAAAAAGAUAGUCGAUUCGUUGAAAACUGUGGUUACAUUGUUAGAAACCUUAAAAAAACUGAUAGUGGAAAAUGGAAUAUUGUUUAUGGAAAUAAAAUCAUUUAUAGGGCUCCCAUUAUUGUGACAGUGAAUGUUGCUACAACUGGAGGAGCAACAAAUCUUGUAUGGAACAAAGACCGACCAGUUUCAGUAGAUCUCGGAGCUGAAGACGCAGUUUACUGCAAAUUAACCGGCCCAGAUGGCUCAAUAUUUUAUGAUGGAUUCGGUAGAUGUAGGGUCGCUAUAGACAGAGUAACGAUGGCGCAUAGUGGGGUUUGGCGGAUGAACAUUGGUUUACCUGGUCGAGUUCUCACUACAAACUCAGAGUUCAUUAUUACAGUUGUCGAAACUGAUCCUAAGCCGUUGGUAACGACGCAAGUAAUAGCGAAUAAGCCUACCGUCUCAUUGACUUGCAACGUAACAAGUACAUACCCAAUCCGCUCGUGUAAAUUCCGUGAUCCAUCUGGUCGCGUGCUGUUAGCCAACGAAGGUGUUGGGGAGAGUAGAUAUACCUUCCAUGGAUCUGGUAUCAGCUACGAAUCUAACCUCCACACACAUGAUUGCGGUAUCCUAAUCACAGGUCCCCUAAUCCGAGAUUUGGGUCUUUGGCGGUGCGCUGUAGAAACUGAAGGGGAUACCUAUUACGGAUUUUUAGGUGUCUUUUGUCCCUGGGCUAUGAGAGACCCUGAAGUAGUAGCUGCAAUUGUUACCGAGCCAACUCUUACAGCAGACAGAAGUGAGGUUAGCAGUGUGGUAGGUGAUAGCGUCACCAUGACAUGCUCAGUACAAUCCGCCAUUCGCUACUGUUACUUCCGAGCUCGAAACGGCACCGUGUUUAAUGUCGGACCUUCCGACUCGCAUGACCAAGCUACAUAUGUUGGAGCUGGGUUCGAUGCUGGAGAGUGUGGCAUCAGGUUCCCGAGCCUCUCCGUCUCUGACACCGGUAGCUGGAGCUGCCACGUUGGUCUCACAGAUGUUCAAAAAGCAGAACAACGCGCCCGAAUUGACGUUCAUGUCCAAGACUCAAUGGUGGCUGACCAGCGCUUGGAGAAAAAUAAUUUGAUCGUGGAAGCCCGAAUCUACAACCAGAGAACACUUGAUUACUGUCGAUUUGUGCGUAUUGACGGCUUAGGUUUCACGACAGAUACUAUCCCAGAAAGAUACACCGACUUAUCCAACCUUUCGGAGGGCAAAUGUGGUAUAAUGGUAAAGACACCUACAAUUCUAGAAAACCAUCCUUGGACUGUAGUUGCAAGGAUCCAGGGACAGGAUGUUGAAUUAUCCAGAGUAACUACCAUUACUCUUGCUAUUCCGAAUCCCCCCCCAGAAGGUGGUGUUAUCUAUUACCAUUUACCUGUCGCAUGGAUCAUAGUUAUUUCAGUUGGUUUAGUCAUGAUAGUUAUGGCAUCAUUCCUUGGACCAAAAAACAACAGACGUUGGACAUAUGCAAGAGCAAGUUCCAUCAGAAACAGUUUCAUCAGGAAGUCGGUUGAACAGCAAAACAACCAACCAACUAAGAUCACCGCCACAGCUGCUUAGUAUCAAAUUAAUAUGAUUUCACUAAAUAAAAUUUAAACUUCAUUUAA
Messenger RNA from Nymphalis io (European peacock), 2573 nucleotides. RefSeq lists its product as uncharacterized. The record is from RefSeq and is a predicted model, not a curated record. The transcript is spliced from 12 exons. The coding region runs from base 91 to 2526 and encodes 811 amino acids. NCBI's taxonomy places the organism in Eukaryota, Metazoa, Arthropoda, Insecta, Lepidoptera, Nymphalidae.